This is a messenger RNA of Closterium sp. NIES-65, 1476 nucleotides long. NCBI's taxonomy places the organism in Eukaryota, Viridiplantae, Streptophyta, Zygnematophyceae, Desmidiales, Closteriaceae. The record is from the annotation of a GenBank genome assembly.
AUGGAGUUGAUAAUGUCACGCGCUAAAGGUCGGGUGUACGCUACUAAGGCCGCAGCUUAUGACGAGGAAGAGCGCGACGAACCCUUGGUGAACGACGAGCUGUUAGCCAAGGCGGGUACUCAAAAGGCGAUCGCGGAUGCAUAUUGCAAGGAGAACGCGCGUAGGGCGGGGGAAUUGAAGGACUGCCUCGUGCUUAUCACGCACCUUGCUAAGAAGGCCUCGGAAGUUGACGCCGGCGCUCUCACCUGGGAGGUCUACACCAAGAAGGCUUGCGAUGAGUUUCUGUUCAACCGAGAGAUGCUCAAUCUCUCUCCUGAUUCUGAUGACAUGCUCAAGUCGCUCAUUAGUAAGGUUCCCUCUUUCCUCUCACCCUCUCCCCCUCCCCCAAUUCCCCCUCUUUCUACUCUUGCCUUCCUCACUCUUUACAACUGCGUUCGUCCCUCUCAUCGCUUUAUUUUCUCCCUUCUUUAUACCCCACCUCUCUCUAUGUGCCACACCCUUGGUUCUCUCCCGGUUCAUGAAGGCGCCAUUGGGUCAGUGGUUCUGAGAGUAAGAUCAUCCACGUGGCAGCAUCUGGCGGCUCUGUCUGGCCAUGCGGAGGCCAUUCGUUCAAUGGUGCAGGCAGUGAGGAGGCUGGUGUUCGGGGUUGAGGGUCGGAAGGCGGCUGAUGCGGAUACAAUGAGGGAGCAGAAAGAGGAAGGGGGGGAGAAGCAGUGGGAACAGGAGAACGAAGAGGGGGAGGAGGAGGCGCAGAAGAUGGGGACGAGGUACGAGGUGGAGGAAACAACAAAGAGAAUGGACAAGGUGACGGGAGACGGGCUUGAAGUUUCUGAGAAUGAAAGACAAGAGUUUGAGGAAAAAUUCGGGUUCAAGCAAGAGGAAGGAGCAAGGGACGAGGCGGAGGACGGGCAAGCAAACGAAGUGGUGGGAGAGGAGGGGAUGGGCACAGGGUCAGAGCAAGGGGCAGAGAAAGGGGCAGAACAAGGGGCAGAGCAAGGGGCAGAGCAAGGGGCAGAGCAAGGGGCAGAGCAAGGGGCAGAGCAAGGGGCAGAGCAAGGGGCAGAGCAAGGGGCAGAGCAAGGGGCAGAGCAAGGGGCAGAGCAAGGGGCAGGGGAGGGGCGAGCAGGCGAUGUAGACAGGGAGUCAGUGGGGCAAGCGGUUGCUGAGGAAAGAGCCAUGCAAGAGGAGGUGGUUGACAACCUUUCCAUGUUGCAGUGCGGGGAGCAGAGGGGGGACGAGAUUGGAUUCAGGAGGAGCGGUUACCACUACUGUGGAGGAGAGGCAUGCGCACAUGGGAGCAGAGGGCUGGGCGGGGAUAGCAGGAGGAAUGCAGGUGGGGUGGGGGCCCCAAAGGCCAGUAGGAAGGGGGUUUCCAUGACCGAUGGGGGUGGGACAGCAAUAGGCGGUGGGGAGUGGGCUUCCAUGGCCGAUGGGGAGUGGGUUCCAAUGGCCAGUGAAGAAGAGCAGCCCGGUUAA